AUGAACGAGAAAGCUUCCGUGUCUAAAGAGCUUAACGCCAAACACAUCAAAAUAUUAGAGGCAAUUCUUAAACUACCCGAGAAUAGAGAAUGUGCGGAUUGUCGUGGCAAGGCGCCUCGAUGGGCAAGCGUGAAUCUCGGAAUUUUUAUUUGCAUGCAAUGCUCGGGGAUUCAUCGAAGUCUCGGAGUUCAUAUAUCAAAGGUUCGGUCUACUACACUCGAUACAUGGUUGCCUGAGCAAGUCGCAUUCAUGAAAUCUACGGGAAAUGAAAGGGCGAAUAGUUAUUGGGAAGCGGAACUACCACCGAAUUAUGAUAGGAGUGCAAUUGCGAAUUUUAUUCGUGCCAAGUAUCAAGAUAAAAGAUGGGCGGCAAAGACAAUGCCACAACAUGGUUCGAUUCCGAGAGGAAAAAGUGUUGUGGUAGAUGAUUCUACCAAAAUUUCUUUACAAGCAUACCCUAAGAGGACGAGAAAGUUAUCGCUUGAGGAAGAGAUUCUCACUAAACACAUGACACAAAUUGCUACAACAAAACAAAGUCCGAUUUCUUUUGAUGUUAACUUUGAUAACGCGUCAAAACAUGAUUCUACAUCGUCUAUUCCACCUCUUUGGGCAACAUUUGAUUAG
Messenger RNA from Impatiens glandulifera, 624 nucleotides. RefSeq names its product probable ADP-ribosylation factor GTPase-activating protein AGD15. Bases 1 to 624 code for a protein of 207 amino acids. The record is from RefSeq and is a predicted model, not a curated record. Gene Ontology annotation, molecular function: GTPase activator activity. The transcript has a single exon. NCBI's taxonomy places the organism in Eukaryota, Viridiplantae, Streptophyta, Magnoliopsida, Ericales, Balsaminaceae.